CGUGUAAGUUGCUGCUCUCAGUCCCGACAGAGGAAGCUAGAGUGCUGAGCGUCCGGUCACCAAUUUGCACCUCACUAGAUCCACUGGACCAGGAAAGUUUGUGAAUAGAGGUUCCCGAGUUUUGGGAGACCCAGGCUUGCAGCGUAGGGGGACGGAGGAGGCUGGAGGGAGCUCCCCCCAUGGAACCCACUCAGCUUGCAGGGAACCUUAUCCCAAACCAGCAGUCCUCUGUGCCUGACUUUGAGGAUCCUGAGGACCCCAGAGAGGAAUCCCUGGACAGCUCAGACACUGUGGUCCUCAGUCUGUUCCCCUGCACCCCAGAGGCUGUGAAUCCUGAAGCAGAUGCUAGUGCAUCCUCAUUACAGGGCAGCUUCUUGAAGCACUCAACAACCCUCACAAACCGGCAACGUGGGAAUGAGGUCUCGGCUCUGCCAGCUACCCUUGAUUCCCUGUCUAUCCACCAGCUUGCAGCCCAAGGGGAGCUGAGCCAACUGAAGGGCCAUCUGCGGAAGGGUGACAACCUGAUCAACAAGCCAGAUGAGCGUGGCUUCACUCCCCUCAUCUGGGCCUCAGCCUUUGGAGAGAUUGAGACAGUUCGCUUCCUGCUAGACUGGGGUGCUGACCCCCACAUCCUGGCCAAGGAGAGGGAGAGCGCCCUAUCACUUGCCAGCAUGGGCGGCUACACGGACAUUGUGAGGUUGUUGCUUGAACGGGAUGUGGACAUCAACAUCUAUGACUGGAACGGGGGGACACCACUACUCUACGCUGUGCGUGGGAACCACGUCAAGUGUGUGGAAGCCUUACUGGCCCGGGGCGCUGACCUCACCACAGAAGCUGACUCUGGCUAUACCCCAAUGGACCUCGCCGUGGCCCUGGGAUACCGCAAAGUGCAACAGGCAAUGGAGAGCCACAUCCUGAAACUGUUCCAGAGCACUCUGGGGCCUGUGGACCCUGAGUGAAGACAGCCUGGCGGAAACCCAGGCACUCAGGGAACAAACUGGCUUGAGGCAGCCCUUGGACAGUGGUGGGAA
Phodopus roborovskii (desert hamster) is the source of this 1031-nucleotide messenger RNA. RefSeq names its product regulatory factor X associated ankyrin containing protein (gene Rfxank). The record is from RefSeq and is a predicted model, not a curated record. The transcript has 9 exons. Lineage: Eukaryota; Metazoa; Chordata; Mammalia; Rodentia; Cricetidae. Bases 180 to 959 code for a protein of 259 amino acids. Gene Ontology annotation, molecular function: protein binding. Gene Ontology annotation, cellular component: nucleus. Gene Ontology annotation, biological process: regulation of transcription by RNA polymerase II.